Messenger RNA from Ictalurus furcatus (blue catfish), 4388 nucleotides. RefSeq names its product nectin-1-like. Gene Ontology annotation, cellular component: adherens junction. The record is from RefSeq and is a predicted model, not a curated record. NCBI's taxonomy places the organism in Eukaryota, Metazoa, Chordata, Actinopteri, Siluriformes, Ictaluridae. The transcript is spliced from 8 exons. Gene Ontology annotation, biological process: heterophilic cell-cell adhesion; homophilic cell-cell adhesion. Bases 60 to 1247 code for a protein of 395 amino acids.
AAUGCACCAAAAGCUAGUCUGCCACCCACAAUAAACACGAGAAGAAGGAGUUGUCGAAAAUGUUUCUUCAGUUAAGCGAGGCAGCUCGUAAAGAAAAUGGAUGUAAAAUGGAUUAUUUCAACUCGAGACCAACUGCGAUUUGUGUGGCUCUUUUACUUAGUACCACAGUUAACGCCAUAAGAGUCAUUGGUCAGGAUGCGACUGUGGUAACGGGAGAUGAUGCACAAUUAUUCUGUCAACUGGUCGACACAGCAGAGGAAGUAACAAGCGUUACGUGGCAAAGACGAACAGAGGAAAGGCCAACAAAUACAAUUUUUUUGGUUGUCGCUUCAGACGGCAAAGAGGAACAUAUGAACGUAUUGAAGGACAGAGUAAAAUUCACAGGGGACAUCCCAGGACUCAACGGCUCAAUUCUUCUAAGCAAUAUUACUGUUUCAGAUGAAGGAAUCUACACCUGCAUCUUCAGCAUAUUUCCAAGUGGACCAUAUAAAACAGAAAUUCAUCUCACAGUACUGAGUCCUCCUGUUGUUAGUGUAAGUACGGAUGUGCCUCCUGUUGCUGGUGACACUGAGGAGAUUUUAGCAACCUGCACUGCGUCCAAUGCGAAGCCUGCAGCAGAAGUCUUGUGGAAUCUGGGUGAUUUAAAUGAUUCUGUGAAAGUACAACCUAACAUAACUGUGGACUCUGAAGGAAGAUACACUGUUAAAAGCAGCCUGAUUGGUAUAGCAUCCAAAGAUCUAAACCAGAAGAAGGUUCAGUGUUUGGUCACACACCCUGGCCUAAAGGAGAAACAGGAACUGGAAUACACAUUGAUCAUUCACUAUCCUACUCAGAUGUGUUAUAUUAUUUCAGUGGGUGGUCAAGGGGAAACACAUGAAUUUCAGUGUGAAGCAGAUGCUAAUCCAAAACCAACAAAUUUCACCUGGAGCAGACACUUUCCAGUGAAGGAACCUCUUUUCAGAGGUGUUAACAACAGACUGAUUAUUCAGACGACACCUGACCGCAACGGCCUUUACUAUUGUGUUGCGUCUAACCAAUACGGGGAAUCUGUAGGUUCCCUCUACGUACAUGUUACACAAUUUACAGAAUGCACAACUUGCUGGACUUUGUUCAUCAUAGCCCUCUUUGCUGGGGUGUUUGGUUUUCUCAUUUGGAAAUUUAAUUUGCAUCAAUACGUGAUAAAAAGGCUGAGGUGGUUUGCGGGGGAUCCUGUGCCCACGGUAUAUUCAGACCCGGAUGAGAGUUGAAUGGUGGCUCAGACCUCUCUACUGGGACCAUACCUUGCCGUGGUGGAGGGGCUUAUUCUUCUUACACUGUCCUGGAACAACUUUACAGUUAAGUGGAAACCAAAUGGUCCCAUAGGUUUUGUAACAUAACAGUCCAGUUUAGGUCUCCCUCUUGCCACAUAUCAAUAUUAACGAUGGCCAUAACAACAUAAGGUUCUGUUGACUUGUCUGCCAUCAUAAAAAUGAUUUCCAACAGAACUACAAACAGUUCUAAAAGAUCCCUUCGAUGAGAGUAUGACACCCACGCAUCAGCACGAAGAGGACAUCAUGAACAACACUUCUUUUAACAUUUCUUCAAGAGAUUACAUCUGGAUGUUCGUUACACAACCUCAUUUUAUCACAUCUUGCUGCAGAACUAGAUGAAGCCAAUUAUGGCAGACAAGUGACUCUCCAGACACCAGCUAAUGUAGAUAAGGCUAACAUCAUCUACAGUUCUGGUAAGUUUAGACAGAUUUGAGUUGAUGACACUCGCUAGGCCUUUCUCAAUUUACAGAUAAAGUAUCGGGUAAAAUAGGCAGUGCUAGCUCAGUGGUUUAGAUGUUUGACUACUGAUAGGAAGGUUGUUAGUUCAGUUCUCGGCACUGCCGAGCUGCCACUGCUGGACCCUUGAGCAAGUCUCUUAACCCUCAACUGCUCAGUCGUGUAAACAUCCAAGACUUCACUAUUUGUUCAGUACAGUUUUCAGUUAAACCUGCUUCAUGUAAGGAAACUGGGUGAUUUAAUAUUUGGGCUGAUUAAAAAAAAAUAAAUAAAUUUUUAUGGCAUUUGGCAAACACCCUUAUCCAGAAUGACUUACAUUUAUCUCACGUUUUAUACAACUGAGCAGUUGAGGGUUAAGGGCCUUGCUCAAGGGCCCAGCAGUAGUCAGCUUGGCAGUGCCGGGAACUGAAAUAACGACCUUCCGAUCAAUAGUCCAACAUGAUUUUUCUUUUAUUUAUUUACUAGCUUCAUCAUAAUCAUUAUGUAAAGUAAAUUUAUGUUUACUAUAGCUUGUUGACUCUACCCACAGUAAAACUGCAUAGAUUAUUUAGAUGGGAGAACAAUGAAACUGGUAUACUGUGGACUGACCCAGACAUACAGUUGAAUAUAUAUGGACUCUGAUGUCUUUGAUCUGUAAAAAAGUUAUUAAGCAGUUGUCACACUGAACAUUUGCCUUGCUUGCUAUUGUUUGACACACAACUGAAUGUUUGGCAAAUGUAGGUUAUUUUGUCAUGUGUAGGUGGCAGAUGUGGGUUGUUGUCAUAUGCAUACAAACAUAUGUAUUUUUUUUUGUGCCUCUGGCUUCUCAGUACAUUGACGGCAUUUGGCAGAGGCCCUUAUCCAGAGCAACUUAAAUUUAUUACAUUCAUUCAUAUAUCUGAGCAAUUGAGGGUUAAAUGCCCAAGGGCCCAACAGUGGUAGCUUGGCAGUGCUGGGGUUAACUCCUGACCUUCUGAUCAGUAACCCAGAGCCUUUAACCACUGAGCCACCACUGCCCCAGUAGUAGUGUUGCCAGCUCCGUCCUGUGUAAAAUAUUCAUACCCCUUGCCAUUUUUCCUAUUUAGUUGCAUUACAACCUCUAAUUUAACUGGAGUUUUAUUUGGAUUUCAUGUUAUUUCAUUGUAAUUUCACUACACAGAAUAGUCCAAAUUGGUGAAGUGAAAUUAAAAAAAGAAACUUUUUUUUUUUUUUUUAAAUUAAAUACUGAAAAGUGGUGUGUGCAUAUGUAUUCACCCAUCUAAAUAAGAUCUGGUGCAGCCAAUUACCUUCAGAAGUCACAUAAUUAGUUCAAUAAAGUCUACCUGUGUACAAUCUAAGUGCCACAUGAUCUCAUUAUAUACACACCUGUUCUGAAAGGCCCCAGAGUCUGCAACACCACUGAGCAGGAGGCAUCACCAAGCAAGCGGCACCAAGGAGCUCUCCAAACAGGUCAGGGACAAAGUUGUGGAGAAGUACAGAUCAUGGUUGGGUUAUAAAAAAAAAUAUCCAAAAUUUUGAACAUGCCACAGAGCACCAUUAAAUCCAUUAUUUUAAAAAUGAAACGAAUAUGAAAUGAAUAUGAAAUAAGAAAUAUAUUUCAUGACUUUUUUGGAACUAUAUAACGUAGAGAUGCAGGGAGAGGUGAGAGUGCAGCGGGAAAACAAGACCUUGCGCUUGCAGGACAGUACUGGCCACAUUUGGAAAGUUGCUAAGGUUUGUCCAAAAAGUCGCUAGAUUUGUCAUUAGGUGGGGUUUUUGUUUUGUUUUGUUUUUUGUUAAAACAAGUUGGUAAACUUGUAAACUGAACUUUACUGAGGGAAAUUCUCAUUCUGAAUCUAGGUUAGUUUGAUCCUUAUUCCCCAUCCCAUUCAAGUCCCAUUCCUCAGAAUUCAAUGGUAAAUGGUCUAUACUUAUAUAGCGCUUUUAUCCAAAGCGCUUUACACUGUGUCUCAUUCACCCAUUCACUAACACUCACACACCAAUGGUAGCAGAGCUGCCAUGCAAGGUGCUAACUUGCCAUUGGGAGCAACUUGGGCUUCAGCGUCUUGCCCAAGGACUCUUCAGCAUGUGAAGUCAUGUGGCCCGGAAAUCACACUGCCAACCCUACGAUUAGUGGACAAACCGCUCUACCGCCUGAGGCACAGCCACCCCUUUCAUUUACAUAAAAUAAAAUGGGCAUUUGUUUGAUCAAAACAUGAACAUGUCAUUGUGACAAAAACAGGCAUGUGCAGAACACAUAGAUUAUGAUAGUAAAGACACAAAGGUUUACAUGGCUAUUAUUCUUCUAUUUAAUAUAUUAUUAAAUUAUUAGACACCUCAUUUGGAUAGAAUUUUCACUCGGAUUGGACUCAGUCAGAUAACUCUGUUCCAAUCAUAGAAUGUACAUACAUGAACGUACACUGUGAUUGGCAGUGGUGGCUCAAUGAUUCUGGGUUACUGAUCAGAAGGUUGGGGGUUCAAGCCCCAGCACUGCCAAGCUGCCACUGUUGGGCCCUUGAACAAGGCCCUUAACCCUCUCUGCUCCAGGGGUGCUGUAUCAUGGCUGACCCUGUGCUCUGACCCCAAGUUCCUAACGAUCUGGGAUAUGCGAAGAAAAGAAUUUCACUGUGGAGUAUGUGACAAAUAAAGGCUUAUUAUAUUUUA